Lingula anatina is the source of this 2246-nucleotide messenger RNA. Its product is annotated as beta-centractin. NCBI's taxonomy places the organism in Eukaryota, Metazoa, Brachiopoda, Lingulata, Lingulida, Lingulidae. The record is from RefSeq and is a predicted model, not a curated record.
AGCUUCAUUUUUGUUUCUCUGUCUUUUAGCACCCAGUCCUUCUAACUGAAGCUCCACUGAAUCCACAAAGAAAUCGAGAAAAGGCUGCAGAACUUUUCUUCGAAACCUUCAAUGUACCUGCAUUAUUUAUUUCAAUGCAAGCUGUUUUGAGCUUGUAUGCUACUGGUAGAACAACAGGAGUGGUGUUAGACUCUGGGGAUGGUGUCACACACGCUGUCCCCAUCUAUGAAGGUUUUGCCAUGCCCCACAGUAUCAUGAGGUCAGACAUAGCUGGCAGAGAUGUCACUAGAUACCUCAAACUGCUACUAAGAAAAGAAGGACAGAACUUUCACACAUCUGCAGAAUUAGAGAUAGUUAGGCAAAUCAAAGAGAAUGCAUGUUAUUUAUCAAUAAACCCACAAAAAGAUGAAACCAUGCAGACUGAAAAGGCACAAUAUACACUUCCAGAUGGAAGUGUAUUAGAGAUUGGUCCUGCUAGAUUUAGAGCACCAGAACUUUUGUUUAGGCCAGAUUUAAUUGGUGAGGAAUUUGAAGGUAUACAUGAGGUUUUGGCAUACUCAAUCCGCAAGUCUGACAUGGAUCUGAGAAAGGUGCUAUGGUCCAACAUUGUCCUCUCAGGAGGGUCAACAUUAUUUAAAGGGUUUGGAGAUCGACUGCUUAGUGAAGUCAGGAAAUUAGCACCAAAGGACAUAAAAAUAAAGAUAUCAGCUCCACAAGAAAGAUUAUAUUCCACAUGGAUUGGUGGUUCCAUAUUGGCUUCCUUGGACACAUUUAAAAAGAUGUGGGUUUCCAAGAGAGAAUAUGAUGAAGAAGGAGUAAGAGCAGUGCAUCGUAAAACUUUCUAACGGUAGAUGGACUGGAUACCUAUUAUAAAAUGUAUUACCUAUAUGGCCCCGGCUGUUUGUAAAUACUGUAAGUUACUGCAGUUGGUGUCUGUUUACUUUUCUGUAGUACCUUAUUACCAACCAUGUGGCUGAGAUGCAGUGGAAUUGGUUUCAAGGGAAGUUGUCUUGAAUUCUCUAGUUGCCAAACAUAAGGCUUAGAUUUCAGCUUCCAACUAUGUGGCGCGGUAGACUGUAAUAUUCGCAUAGCAGAACAAUUUCAGUCCAAGUUUCCUUAUUCAUGUCUAUUAUUGGUCAUGCUGUAUAUAUGAUCUCCAUCAUGCUUACAUGCCACUUUUUUUAAAAGAAAAUCUUUGAUAUAUGUGUAGAUUGCAUUUAGACAUGGAUAGGAAUAAUAUCUGGACAUGGUAGAAAUACAUCAUGCAUUUUGAUUCCCACCCAUACAUUAUAGGACAGCAAACCCACCAAGGUGCUUGAUUUCACUCGCCUGCAGCGCUGUCUUUGUUUUAUAGUAAGUUACAAGUAAAUUUGUGUAGUUCAAGGGAACAGGUGGAAGAAGAAAAAUUUGUAACAAGUCCAUGAUGUAUAAGGGGCUAAUUGGCUAUAUUUGUAAACACAAACUAAUCUGGAUCAACUUGCCCUGAUGAAGAUCAUUUUGUCCGAUGUGAGGUAAUUCACUUUGGUCCCUCUUUCAGCUGGAAUGUAAUUCCUUGUGCAUGCAAGUCCAGUCAUCUGUAUUGCUCAUCAAAAAUUGUGGCAGAGAAGUUUUGACUGAAAUUAUGUCAUAGCAGUAACUGGAAUUCUGUGAUCUUUGCAAAGGGUUAUCAAGUGUAAUAGCAACUGCUUUUAUGUGUUUCAAGUGGAUGUAUGUAUUAUAUUUUAAAUCUCUUAUACUGGCUAUUUGAAAGGUUCCAUAAAUAAAAUAUCGGAUUCUUUUGUGACCAUUUUAAGAACUCAAAAAAUAUUUUUCCUCAUUUUACUGUAAAAGAUAGCAGUCAGUUCUUUCCAUUAUAAAAAGAUGAUAGAGAGAAGUAUAUUGGGGUCUUUUCAGGUUUAACAGCAGUUUUACAUAUUUUUCAAAAUACUUGGUAGUGCACAAGGAACUUUGCUACAAUUCUCUUUGGUCACACCUAUUCUUGGUACUGAAAUUGUUCAAGUGGCUCUGUACUUUGUAUGGUAAAAUAUUACAAAGCUAGUUUUUGUAUAGUUUCCUGUUGAGAAAAAACCAGUAGUGUUCAUCAAAAGUAUGUAUGACAUUGACACUUCCAACUUGUGCACUGAAUUCAGAUGCACUUGGAACCCAUUAGAAUUUAAUAUUUAAUUAACUGUAAAACUUCUUGAGUAGUGGUCGCAAAUUAUCAAUUUCAAUACUGCUAUUUAAAUCAUUGUCGUAAAAUAUAAGAU